This is a messenger RNA of Aureococcus anophagefferens, 1042 nucleotides long. RefSeq lists its product as hypothetical. The transcript has a single exon. Bases 23 to 1042 code for a protein of 339 amino acids. Gene Ontology annotation, molecular function: phosphatase activity. NCBI's taxonomy places the organism in Eukaryota, Pelagophyceae, Pelagomonadales, Pelagomonadaceae. The record is from RefSeq and is a predicted model, not a curated record.
ACAGCUCGUUGCCAGGCCUCCGAUGCCGCUCUUCAGCAAGUUCGUGGUCGCGCUCACGGUCGUGGGCCGCGCGGCGGCCUUCGGCCGCAUCGGCGCCCGCGCCGGCGCGCUGCGCGUGCGGUCCGGCGGCGACACGCGGCUCCACAGCGCCGUGGCUACCGCGGGCACGCCGACGAAGCUCGGUGACCCGCAGGAGUUCCUCGACAGCGUCGACGUCUUCAUCUUCGACUGCGACGGCGUCAUCUGGAAGGGCGACUCGCUCAUCGACCGCGUGCCCGCGGUGCUCAAGAAGCUCCGCGAGCUCGGCAAGCGCAUCUUCUUCGUGACCAACAACUCGACGAAGAGCCGCAAGGGCUACAAGAAGAAGUUCGAGGGCUUGGGCCUCGAGGUCGAGCCCGAGGAGAUCUUCUCGUCGUCCUUCGCGGCCGCCGCGUACCUCGAGCAGACCAAGUUCAAGGACACGGGCAAGAAGGUCUACAUCAUCGGCGAGGUCGGCAUCGAGGACGAGCUCGACCUCAUCGGCGUGCCCCACAUCGGCGCCGGCGCCGACAGCGCCAAGGCGCCGAACAUGAAGCCCGGCGGCAAGCUCGACGUCGACGAGGACAUCGGCGCCGUCGUCGUCGGCUUCGACCGCGAGGUCAACUACUACAAGAUCCAGACGGCGCAGCUCGCCAUCAACGAGCUCGGCGCCGAGUUCAUCGCGACGAACCUGGACGCGGUGACGCACCUCACGGACGCGCAGGAGUGGGCGGGCAACGGCGCGAUGGUCGGCGCGAUCAAGGGCUGCACGGGCCGCGAGCCGACGCUCGUCGGCAAGCCGUCGCCCCUCAUGAUCGACUACAUGGAGGAGAAGUUCGGCUUGGAUCGCGCACGCAUCUGCAUGGUCGGCGACCGCCUCGACACGGACAUCCUCUUCGGCAACGACAACGGCCUCAAGUCGUGCCUCACGCUCAGCGGCGUCACGACCGAGGAGAAGCUCCUCUCGCCCGAGAACAAGGUCAUCCCCGACUUCUACGUCGACUCCAUCGCCGACUACCUCUGA